GUUAGACAUCAUGGUUCAGGGUCCGAGUCAGGGGCUUAACGAUUUAUAAGCUUUUUUCUUAUGAAAAAUUGGCACUAAUUAUAAUGUCUAGCUGCCAGAGUUGUUGCAGGCUUUACAGGAGACGCUGGAUGUGAAGAUGUUUUGUAAACUGUGAAGCGUUAUUAAAGAACACAUCUUUUGUUUGAGGAAACCACAGUGCAAAGUUCAUCGCCAGGGAAGAUAACGGGCCUCAGUGCCCUCCAAGCGUCAGCUGAGUUUCCAAGGAGCCGGGCAGCGGGCGCCCGCGGGUUUGUCUCUGGCUCCUCCCCCGCCACAGCGGCCGGGGUCCGGGUCGGAGGCAGCAGGGGCCGAGCGCCCGGCCUCGCCAGCCCACGGCCCGCUGGGGGUGCCGUCCCGCGCCGGGGCGGAGCAGGCCCCGGCCGCCCAGUUCCUGAUUUUAUCAGCGGUACCCGGGGCUCGUGGCGCCAUAGGCGCAGAGACCGCGGGCGGCAAAGGAUGGGUCCGCGCGGCGCGGCGAGCCUGCCCCGAGGCCCCGGCCCUCGGCGGCCGCUCCUCCCCGUCGUCCUCCAGCUGCUGGUGCUGCUGCUGCUGUUGGCGCCGCCGGGCUCGGGCGCAGGGGCCAGCCGGCCGCCCCACCUGGUCUUCGUGCUGGCCGACGACCUGGGCUGGAACGACGUGGGCUUCCACGGCUCCCGCAUCCGCACGCCGCACCUGGACGCGCUGGCGGCCGGCGGGGUGCUCCUGGACAACUACUACACGCAGCCGCUGUGCACGCCGUCGCGGAGCCAGCUGCUCACCGGCCGCUACCAGAUCCGUACAGGUUUACAGCACCAAAUAAUCUGGCCCUGUCAGCCCAGCUGUGUUCCUCUGGAUGAAAAACUCCUGCCACAGCUCCUUAAAGAAGCAGGUUAUACUACCCAUAUGGUUGGAAAAUGGCACCUGGGAAUGUACCGGAAAGAAUGCCUUCCAACCCGCCGAGGAUUUGAUACCUACUUUGGAUAUCUCCUGGGUAGUGAAGAUUAUUAUUCCCAUGAGCGCUGUACAUUAAUUGACGCUCUGAAUGUUACACGAUGUGCUCUUGAUUUCCGAGAUGGUGAAGAAGUUGCAACAGGAUAUAAAAAUAUGUAUUCAACAAACAUAUUCACCAAAAGGGCUACAACCCUCAUAACUAACCAUCCACCAGAGAAGCCUCUCUUUCUCUACCUUGCUCUCCAGUCUGUGCAUGAGCCCCUUCAGGUCCCUGAGGAAUACCUAAAGCCAUAUGAUUUUAUCCAAGACAAGAACAGGCAUUACUAUGCAGGAAUGGUGUCCCUUAUGGAUGAAGCAGUCGGAAAUGUCACUGCAGCCUUAAAAAGCCAUGGGCUCUGGAACAACACGGUGUUCAUCUUCUCCACAGAUAAUGGAGGGCAGACUUUGGCAGGAGGCAAUAACUGGCCCCUUCGAGGAAGGAAAUGGAGCCUGUGGGAAGGCGGCGUCCGAGGGGUGGGCUUUGUGGCAAGCCCCUUGCUGAAGCAGAAGGGCGUAAAGAACCGGGAGCUCAUCCACAUAUCGGACUGGCUGCCAACACUUGUGAAACUGGCCGGGGGACACACCAAUGGUACCAAGCCUCUGGACGGCUUCGACGUGUGGAAAACCAUCAGUGAAGGAAGCCCAUCCCCUAGAGUGGAGCUGCUGCAUAAUAUUGACCCGAACUUUGUGGACUCUUCACCAUGUCCCAGGAACAGCAUGCCUCCAGCAAAGGAUGACUCUUCUCUUCCAGAACACUCAGCCUUUAACACAUCUGUCCAUGCUGCAAUUAGACACGGAAAUUGGAAACUCCUCACGGGCUACCCAGAAAACAUCGCAGAAAAUGAAACAAUCCAUAAACCACCACCCGGAGACAGCCAUCGUAAACCUUCUCUUACACCCCUGCAACAAGACAGUAAUUAAGUGGCCUCUUCCCAGGUUGUUUUUCAAAUCCCACCGUGCCCAGCUGAGCCCUCUUAGAGAUUCAAGAUGGUAGAUAAAUAAAAUGCCAGUCUUUAGGAAAUCUUCAUUUUAAUCUUAUUAAUGAGGUCCAGAUGUUCCCUGGAUAUUGACCCUAAAGAGCCAUGGUUUCACACUCACACCACACCCUGUGCUCACUCUCCCCCACGGGGCUCAGGAGGGGGUCUGGACACCGAGGGGCCAGUGUGUGAUCAACCAGGCCAGCAAGGAAGGGACUUUACCUCUAGCGUAAACCAGAGCUUCACGGAGCCAGGCAGAGGAGAUAAACACACACGCUCCUUCUUACUCGGGAGAACAGGCAAACAGGAUUUACUAGGCUUUUAUUUACAUUAAAUGAAUCAAAGUUUAGAUUUGCCAGCCUUUUAUAAGUGAGAUCAUUCAAGUCUACACUGUGACAUGCAUUGGGUGAAGAUAAGGGUGCCCAUGCCCAGCCAGCCCCCAGCAGGAGGUGAGGGGGCAUUUGAUGAGCCCCUGCUCCCAGGAUGCUCACUUGCAGUGGAGCACAAAUGUGAGGCUUGGACAGAACGAGGAGGAUCCAGGACAGGGUGGGAAAGCAGAGGGGCUCACGAGUCAGAAGAAUGCUGUGUGAAGCCCAGCAGGAAACCCAUGUUGUCUUAAUUUUUGUUUUUGUUUUUUACUCCCAUGAGAGCUGUGAAUUCUUUCUGUAUAGUGUAUUUCUAAAGCAAAACCUUUUGAUUAGCAUGUACUCUGAAUCUGUUAGGAAAGCAGCUGGUUUGGUUUGAAAAAGUUUACUUGGACCAGGCGCGUGGUUCACACCGGUAGUUCCAGCACUUUGGGAGGCCGAGGUGGGUAGAUCAUU
Molecule: messenger RNA, 2806 nt
Organism: Sapajus apella (tufted capuchin)
Lineage: Eukaryota; Metazoa; Chordata; Mammalia; Primates; Cebidae
Gene: ARSB
Product: arylsulfatase B
Exons: 8
Coding region: 496-1929 (477 amino acids)
Source: RefSeq, a predicted model, not a curated record